Prunus avium (sweet cherry) is the source of this 893-nucleotide messenger RNA. Its product is annotated as Adenine nucleotide alpha hydrolases-like superfamily protein. The record is from RefSeq and is a predicted model, not a curated record. Lineage: Eukaryota; Viridiplantae; Streptophyta; Magnoliopsida; Rosales; Rosaceae.
CAUCACUACACACCCAACUUUCUAUCAUGUUGGUGGUCAUGGCCAAUUGCAUAAAUAAAGAGCUCUUCUUUCUCACCCUCUGAACUUUCGGUGUUCUUUCUUCUGACCAACUUUUCAGAUCAAAAAAAUCCCACAAACUCAGAGAGAUGGGAGAAAGGAGAAUUGGAGUGGCUGUGGAUUUCUCGGCGGGCAGCCGGACUGCCCUGAAAUGGGCAGUGGACAACGUUGCCCGGCAGGGCGAUUUCCUCAUCCUGGUCGUCGUUCGUCCUGAAGAGAACUAUGAGCAAGGCGAGAUGCAGCUCUGGGGAAUCAACGGUUCCCCUUUGAUCCCUGUGGUUGAGUUCUCUGAUGCCAACAUUAUGAAGAAGUAUAAAGUGAAUCCUGACCCUGAAACCUUGGACAUCGCCAACACUGCGGCUAAGCAGAAAGAGAUUACGGUGGUGAUGAAGAUCUACUGGGGCGAUGCCCGUGAGAAGAUCAUUGAGGCUAUUGACAAGAUUCCCUUGAGCCUCCUUGUUAUUGGAAACAGAGGCCUUGGCAAGCUCAAGAGAGUCAUCAUGGGCAGUGUCAGCAACCAUGUGGUAAAUAAUGCUUCCUGUCCAGUUACUGUAGUGAAGAACAAUGCGGACCAGGAAUGCUAAAUCCUUUGUCCCCCAAUGCCUGCUUGGUAAAUAAGUGCAAUGCUGCCUCUGGUUCAAUUGCUUCCUUUCCUGCAACUGCAAGCCGUUUUUUAGUAUGGAUAAGAUUUGGUUAAAAUUAUGUUUUCAACUGUUUGUUACUGUAUAUUGAAGUUGGACAGAUUUCGUGUAUGUAUAUGCUGGAGUUUGUGUAUGCAUAUAACGUAUAUAUGUGACUUCAGCCUGUGGCCCAUGAUGGUGAUUUUGUUCUUAGAA